ACACAUAAUGUAUGACUACACUCUUUUGGUUGAACUGUACAAAAAAGAAAAAAAAUUUCAGAAAGUUUACACUACGUUUCGACCAAACUUAAAAGCAUCACCUGUAACGGGGAAAUUUUAUGCUUGCCAUGAAGCAAAUGUCAAUCAAGGUGAACCAAAUGACCACUACAUAAAACUUUUGGCACAAGCUAAAUCUUUAGGACCAAAGAACAAAUUUCCUUCUCCAAAAACUGAAAAUCAAAGGUAUGGGUGGUACGAUAAAACUUUAAUUCCACGAAAAGAAGAUAUUUUGAUAUUCCCACACGUAGAAGCUCCCGAAAUUAAAUUAGACAUUAUACUAAAACAGAAUUAUAAAAAUGAAGUGCCAUUUAGUGGAAUACCUUUUAAAUUGUAAUAAAAGAAAUUAUAAAAUCAUAAAAUAAAA
Aphis gossypii (cotton aphid) is the source of this 424-nucleotide messenger RNA. RefSeq names its product protein FAM183A-like. The coding region runs from base 8 to 394 and encodes 128 amino acids. The record is from RefSeq and is a predicted model, not a curated record. Gene Ontology annotation, cellular component: ciliary base. The transcript is spliced from 3 exons. NCBI's taxonomy places the organism in Eukaryota, Metazoa, Arthropoda, Insecta, Hemiptera, Aphididae.